Molecule: messenger RNA, 1284 nt
Organism: Cyclocybe aegerita
Lineage: Eukaryota; Fungi; Basidiomycota; Agaricomycetes; Agaricales; Hemipholiotaceae
Source: the annotation of a GenBank genome assembly
AUGCCAGACACUACCUCAACAGGAAACUCCCCCGACGCGCGCAGACUAUCCGGAGCACCCUCUUCCCAACCCCAGAUCUCGUUAACGUUCCCGAAUUUGCCAACUCAAACGCAAAACACCCAAACGGAACCGGCAAACACCCUUCUUGCGGCAAACGCCCUUCCCAGCGCAAACCCCCGGGACCUGGACCUGUCGCUGGCAGAAGACGUCCGCACAUAUCUCGCCAAAACCCCGUUCGCCAGCACCGAGGUGCGGGCGCUGUCUGGGGGCACGGCGAAUUAUGUGUUUCGGCUGCGAUUGGAGGUGCCGUAUAAGGGCAAGGAGACGCUCGUGUUCAAGCAUGCGAAGCCGUAUGUGAAGGAUUACCAUGCGCUUGCGUUUGGGCUUGAGAGGCAGAUCUACGAAGUCGAGGCGUUGCGUCGCGUACGCGCCUGGGCGCCCGUUGAUUCGGUCGUGACAGUACCUGAGGUGUACCUCUUCGACCAAGGUGUCCACGCAAUCGUCAUGGACGACACUGGUGCCGACUCGGUGGCGCUGAAGGACUUCAUGAAGCAAGGGAGGCCAUCCUUGGAGAUGGCGCAGCAGAUUGGGGCUGCUCUGGGGGCGUUCCUUGGAGGGAUGCAUCGGUGGGGUAAGGGAAACCAGGAGUUGUGUGGAUCGGUGAAGGGAAACGCGCAAGCGAAGGCGAUGAGCGCGUGGGCAUUCUACGGGAGGCUCAAGGAUACACUGACGGGCAUUGCGAGUGAUGUUCCGAAGCUUUCUGACCCGCCGUUGGAGGUAAACGAAGAUGACUUGAAGGUGAUCGAUGCGUUGGUUGCAGAAACCACGAGCACAAUCAUGGGCGUGGAAGAUUCAUUCGUCAUGGGUGACUUCUGGCCAGGAAACCUGAUGGUCGCGCUGGACGAGGGCGGCAACCUGAAGCACAUCUACAUUCUUGACUGGGAGCUCACAAAGACCGGGUUGACAGGGAUCGAUGUUGGGCAAUUCUGUGCCGAGAUACACCUUCUGAGGCGAUUCCAUCCAGACGUGUGCACAGAGACGGCUUCACUUGUGCUGCAGAAUUUCUUUAGAGAGUACAAGCAGCAUGGUGAGCCCGAAGUCGAGGACGCGAGGAGGGCUGUGGUCCAGUGGGGCACGCAUCUCGUCGUCCUUGCUGGCAGAGUCGAAUGGGGAGCAAAGGAGCUUACGCGAGAGGUUGUGCUGGAGGGCGUGCAGAUGCUGGUCGACGGGUACAAAGCAGAGAGAGAGGGACUGCGGAGGUCGCUGGUCGGCGAGAUGUUGUAG